Molecule: messenger RNA, 2592 nt
Organism: Patiria miniata (bat star)
Lineage: Eukaryota; Metazoa; Echinodermata; Asteroidea; Valvatida; Asterinidae
Product: NF-kappa-B inhibitor epsilon-like
Exons: 4
Coding region: 333-1598 (421 amino acids)
Molecular function (GO): protein binding
Source: RefSeq, a predicted model, not a curated record
GGGUACCUUCACACACGUGACCUUUAUACCCAAUCAGCACGCGAUUUAGUAACGGGGAAUCCCCAGUUUUACCGGUACUGUGUCGCAUCCGUGGCGUGGAUUGACACAUUUUCACAUGGUUUGUGACGAGACAGACGUGUUUUAUUUGAGCAGCCACAUUUGGUCGUUUGUAUAGAAUAAAAGUGUUGCUUUGGAUUCCCUGAUAUUUCAGACAACUGCUUGUUUUGUAGGUCUAGUACGAGUAGCAAACCAACGAUUUUAAGUAGUCGCGGCCAUAUUGGUUUUUUUCUUCAUAGGCUUAUUGCGCAGUAACAACUCACAAAUCGCCCAAAAUGUCUCUACCUGGCGAUAUUGAAACGGAUUCUGCGAUGGCAAGUCCUGCAGUAAUCUCCAGCAACAAAAAGAAUCUUCAGUUCGACCCGAAAUUCCGAAACCUUCCCGGUCUGGGAUCAGGUGAUAGAUUUGACUCGCACGACUCCGGGAUUGACUCGUACCGAUCAGUGGACUCUGCCUGUUUCAGUACCGAUUCUGGGCGAGUUGAAAGCCUCCUCACGUCCAUAAAUGAAGACGAAUCUCCAAUCUCACAACAAUUUGACAAUCUCCACAUAUCGUCGUCAUCAGAGAAGGAAUCUCGGACAGAUUGUAAGCUCGAUACGACGGUAGAAAACGACGAAGCCUUUGUGGAUGGCCCGACGACUGAGGAAAGUAUCAGUGGUGGAGCGGUUUGGUUGGUGCAACAGGAGGAAAGUGCAGUCUUCGGCGAGAACAGAUGUCAGUUUCUUAAUCUUACAGAUGACGCCUAUGACCAAGACCAAGAAGGAGACACGCCCCUUCAUCUUGCAAUCAUUCAUUUGGAUAAUUCUGCGGAGAAAUUCAUCAAUUUAACCAACGAUCCAGAAUUACUCAACAUCAGAAACGACCUGGGACAGACUCCCCUUCAUCUGAGUGUACUGACAAGACAGCCACACAUCUGCCGAGCACUCAUCCUAGCUGGCGCUCAGGUUGAUUUUGUGGACCGUAAUGGCGACACACCACUCCACAUUGCAUGCAAGCUGUCAGAGGACGGCUGCAUCAGAGCUCUCACUGAGGGAAUAUCGCCACUGGAGUUGCAGAGAGGGAUGGUGCAGCAUCGCGCAGCGAGGGUUCAGCAACUGCCUCAGAACCUGGAACUCAAAAACUUUGAAGGGUUUACAUGCAUCCACAUCCUAGGGUUUCUCUGCGAUUUGGAACAUCUAAACUACCUAGUGCAACUGGGUGCCAACAUUAACGCCCCGGACGGCAAAAGCGGUCGGACAGCGCUCCACUACGCCGUGGAGAUGGGCAAUCUCGACCUUACCCAUCAUCUCGUCAACGUGUUGGGUGCCAACGUGGAUGCCAUGACCUAUGACCUCUGCACACCCUUACACUUAGCCGUGGGUCGUCAGUUGAAAGCCAUUGUCAUGCUGUUGGUUCAGAGCAAGGCAGACACGGACAUUACCAACUUUGAAGGGUACCGGCCGUGCGAUCUCUCAGAGGACAGUCAAAUCAUAAUGUACGUCAACAAAUACCCUGAGGAGGAUGAUAUGAUGUAUUCUGAUAUCAGGAUACAGGGACAGUAAAGUUUCAAACGAUGGACUUCUCGAAGUAAAAUCAGCAAGAUGUUUUGCAUUUAUUUAUUUCGUUGUAGAGGGUUUGUUUGCGUAUGUUAGGGUCAAUGAGAUUAAUUAUACUUCCAAUGUACACAUACAUGAAUGAAAUUACAUAAGUAAUUUUUUGUAAAUAGUGCAUUUAUUCAGUAAAUUUUACAAUCAGGGCACGUUUACUUUGGAGGCAGAAUUGUGCUUUUAAUAAAUAGUGAGGGUACAAUAGAAAUAUUCCUGUUUGCAAGCACGAGCACAUCUUGGCUGUGAAAUAUGCAGUUUUUCUUCUGAAUUUAGCGCAGUUUUUUUGUUUACGUUAAGAAGCGCCACAAGUGACAAUUGUUGUUUGAAAGGAGUGAACGCAAAGGUGCUUUCUAAAAUCUUUUGAAUGAAUGUGGAUUGGUAAAAAGGAAUAGUGGUUUUAACAUUCAACUUGAACCAUCAUUUUACUUGUUUGAUAUAAGACAUACAGAUAUUGCUAGUUGCAGUCAAUGAUCCUAUGUUUUUGAGAAUGUUUUAUGUUUGAUUUGUGGCCACUUUGUAAUCCGUUUCUCACCAUGUACAUGAACUCUGCAAUGUGAUAACACAUGUUUUUUUUGUAUAUACAACUUUCUGUGUAAAUCUAAUGUACAUACAAUAGAAACAAUGAAUUGUAUUCGUAGAAACUAGACUUAUUGAUAUGUUCGUUUUAUUUUGCCUAUAUACAUUGCUUACUUUGAAGAAAAGCAUUAUGAAUUGGGAUAGUGAUUGUUAGUAGUUAAGAGCAUUAAUCGGGAUUGUAGCUCAUACUGUACAGUGUACAUUAUAAUUUGAGGUCUUAGGAUAUCCAGAGAGUAUGUGAAUGAAUCCUGCAUCCUCAAAUCAUAAUUUUGGAUUUUUUAGGGUUUCUUACAAUCUAGUAUACUUAAAGGGAAUGUACAGUAUUUUGCUUUUGCUGCAAUUUUCAGAAAUAAAUGGAUUUGGAGGAUUAAUA